AUGUUUCUCGUAACAAAUAUGAAAUUUAAUAUUCAACCAUACGCGGUAUUAAUUAAACACAUCAACAUUCAAUCAGAUAUAAUUCAAUCAUCUCUAGGUAUUUGGUCAAACAUUAUGAACUUCACUGGGUUCCCUCCAGAAAUCCAGAGAUUAAUUUUCCAAUAUUCAUACCCAUCAGAUCUUUUGAAUAUUGUUCAAAAUGUUCCAGAAUUGAAACAUUUAAUCACUUCAGAUGCUUUCAAGAUUGUGACCAAUGAUGUACCAAACCUAAAAUUGAAAUAUGGUUUAUCUGAUGAUUUCUUCUUGGAUUAUAAAUGCAGUAUGGAAAUUAAAAACAUUGAAAGUGAGGCUGAUUAUUUUGAGUAUAAUAGAUUGAGCAGAGAUUAUUUCAUAAAGGAACGAAACAAUAGAGUCUUAGAUCCAUCUUUAUUAAAAGGGUUUAAAGGUGCUAUACUUAUUGAGAUUUAUGAUGUUAGAACAAUGUUGAACAAAUUUGAUUAUCAUCUGUUAAAACAUGAUCCCAUUGAAAUUUAUUGGCAUAGUUCAAGAGUCGAUUUUGAUUUUUUCACUAAUAUGUUUGGAACUUCAGGUCAAAGAUUGAAAAAAAUUAAUAUACUUCUUAGAACUGAAAAUGAAUUUGAUAAAAAGCUAAAAGAUAAAGAUCAUGAGAAAGCACAAAAUGAUCAACCAUAUGAAGUAUAUGACGUUUCAGAUAUUCCACGAGGUAUUCCUUCCAAUGUAUUACAAAUACCAUUUGCCAAAUCUCUUUAUCUUGAUGAACUUGAAGGUUAUUCAAUUCCAGGUAUUAGAGCUACUGUGCCAGAUUUAGAAAAAAUAAAUAUUACUUUUGAUCAUGAAUUUUGUUACGAUCCUAACAUUUACCUUGAUGAAGAAGAUUAUGAAUUCAAUAGGGUACUGGGAUUUUUAGAAGAUGGCCGUAAAAAAUCUAAACUGACUGAAUUUUUUGAAACCAAUAUGGAGAGACCAUUGGAUUUUUUGAAAUACUUUCAAUUGAAAUAUUUCCAUAAUAAAAAGUUCAAAUUAUUUGAUAAUUUACAAGUAUCAAACCUUGAGAAAUUGGUUAUUGAUUCUUCAUCAAUUCAUUCAAUUAAUAACUUGGAUUUACCAAAACUUAGGAGCUUGGAUAUUAAGAACAGUGCAAUUUAUGAAAUUUCAAAUUUGAAAUUAGAUUCAAUAAUUAAUGUUUCAAUUGAUCUUUCUUCACCACAUCAUGUUUUAAAAAAGAAACAAAUGAAACACAUAAAUUUCACGAUUGAAAACAUACAAUCAUCAACCUUAGAAAAUUUCAAUCUUACAAGUUCAUUCAAAAUUAAUAAGAUUUCAAACUUGGGAUUCCCUUCUUUAAAAGCUGCUAAAAUUAAUUCCACUACAUUUUCUUAUUCACAUUUAGAUACAUUUGGCAAUAUUUUGAAAACUUCUGAUAAACUUGAAACAAUUAUCCUUACCAACACUAUAGAAAUAUUGAAAUCUGAAAUGACAUUUCCAAAAGUUAAAACUCUUUCCAUUAAGGAUAGUAAUGAACUUGGAAAAUUUGAUAUUUCUAAUAUAGAAUCAUCAUUCCCUGAAUUGGAGAAUUUAAAGAUAGAGGGUAUACCACUUGAUGAUUUAUAUCACUUGUUCCACAUUCCUUCCAACUUACAAACCAUAAAUAUAUCAUCAUGUCCAGAUUUCAACAUUUCCAAAAUUGGAUCACAAAAUUCAUUAAGGUCAUUAGUUUUAAAAAAUAUGAAAUCAAUAUCUGGGUUUAGUGGGAUUUCUUUACCUUUGUUAACAAAAUUAGAAAUAGAAACUAGUGGAAAAAAUCAUCAUCUGAUUCAAAAUUGUUCAUUCAAAAUUUUGAAAGCUUUGAAAAUUGCUACAAAAUUUACUUCCCCUAUGACUUAUGAUGAAUUUUUAACUUUUUUGAAUAACGAUAUCCCACAACUUGAAAAUUUAGUCAUAUCAGGUUAUACUAUAACCAAUCAUUUUUCCACUGAACCAUAUCCUUUAUUAGUACACCUCAAAAUUGAUAGAAUCGAAUCAAUAGAAAUUUCACCAAGUCAAACAUUGAAAUCAUUAAAUCUUUCUCAAAAUUUCACCACAAUAGAUCUAAACAAAAGUGAUGAAUUACCUAACCUAAAAGAAUAUAAAGAACCUAAAAAGAAGGAAACUUUGGGAUCCGUUCUUAAAAAGAAGAAAGUUUAUGAAGAAGAACUCGAUAAUAUGCUCAAGGCUUUGGAAAGGGAGAAGAAGGAACUUGAUCGUUUGCAAAAUUUACUAAAGAUGAAAAGGGAUAAAUAA
Messenger RNA from Hansenula ciferrii, 2301 nucleotides. Its product is annotated as Internalin-I. The record is from RefSeq and is a predicted model, not a curated record. Bases 1 to 2301 code for a protein of 766 amino acids. The transcript has a single exon. Lineage: Eukaryota; Fungi; Ascomycota; Saccharomycetes; Phaffomycetales; Wickerhamomycetaceae.